AUAUAAUACAAGAAACAACAUGAUUGGUUGAUAUUUCAGAAAGUUAAGUGAGAGACGAUAUGAUUGGCUGUAAGCUGUUGAAUAUAUAAUGUAAGAGACAAUAUGAUUGGUUUAUAUUUCAGGCUUCUUUGAAGAUGGGAGAAGGUGAUUGGUCAGACAAGUUCUCCCUUGAUGUAGUGGGAAGUUCAGGAACUGUCCAGAGCAAAAAUAAAACAAGAACUUGGGAGGUUGGUGUUAGUAUACAGUUAACAAACUCUGGUCUUACCAAGGUGGUAACAUUUACACCAUACUACAUGCUGGUUAACACGUCUCCCUACACCUUGUUGUGUAAAGAAAAUAGUGCCGACAGUGAUUGGAUUGAAAUACCAUCAAAAGAGUGUGUUCCAGUUUGGCCGAUGCAGACGGGCAAGGAGAUGACAAUGCAAACAAAGGUCAAGGACACAGAUAUAUGUACAAGUCAUUUCCUGUUCAAUAAACCGCAUUCUACACUACUCAAACUUGAUAAUGAGUAUGGAGGUAUCAACGUGGAAUGUCAGGAGACAGAAUCUUCCGUAGUAACGACCUUGACAAAUUACAAGACUGGCAUGGCAACCGUCCUAAUUAUAAACCAAACUGAUAAGUGCAAUAUUUCAUAUCAACAAAGUGGAUCCGGUAGACCAGUGCAUGUAAUGGGACCGUCUAUGGUAGGCUUGUAUACAUGGGAGGACUCUAUUGGCAAGAGGGAGAUACAUUGGACUUGCGGAGAGAAGAAAGACGUGAAAAAUGAUCUUUCUCAGGAUGGUAUAGGAGAAGUAUUCUUCAAUUCUGACACAAAAGUUUACUGGGUAUCUUUCCUUAACGGCAUGCAGAGAGUUCUUCUGUUCACUCAUGACCUUGCUCUAGCAACCAUUGCUCAAGAGGCUGGGGAGUUAGAGAGGAUAGAGCAGGAGAUCAACUUAAACAUUCAAGGCAUGGGACUAUCAUUGGUUAACAAUUAUAAACAACAAGAGGUGGCUUUCCUUGGAAUAACAAGUUCUGGUAUAAUCUGGGAAGAGAAGAGGAAGAGAUACAAGGCAUUUAACUUGAAGAAUUGUUUGGCUCUGGAGGCAGCAUACCAGAAAUAUGAAACAGAGAAGUUAGGUGGACAUACUCCCCCAGAUAUGUUACGUAUUGACAAGAUGGAGGUAAACUUUAAAGAUAUGAUGAUGUUCAAACCAAAUAAGCGUAUGAUCCGGCGCAGUUUCCAGGACGGUAUCUGGGUACAGUACAAGACGUCCCCACAUCAAGUCCAGUUUCAUGCUAAAAUAAACAGGGUGCAGCUGGAUAACCAGGUGGCAGGAUCAGUGUUCCCUACAGUUAUAUCACCAAUGCCACCUCCAAAAUCUGUUGCUGCUGAAAGUGUUCCAAAACCAUUUACAGAGAUCAGUAUGAUGUUGAGGAAACACGAGCAUAGUAACAUAUCACAAAUGAAAUAUUUUAAGGUGCUAAUACAAGAGAUGCAGGUAAAGGUAGAUCAAGGAUUCCUCAACAAUAUUCUAGAUUUGUUCAGUUCUGACCAGGAGGCUUCUAGAGAUCAAGAGAAACAACUUAUGGAAGAGGAUAUAGAGAGGACAGAGAAAGAUUUGAUCACGACGAUGGGUGUGUCUUUAGCUAGUGAACAAAAAAUGUUUUAUGAUUAUCUUCAUCUUUCACCUAUAAAGGUACAUCUGAGCUUUUCACUACAAGGUGGUGGAGGAGGUGAUGGUAAACCUACACAGUUACAUUCUAACGUGAUCAACGUGUUCUUACAAUCUGUGGGUGUUGUCCUUACAGACGUACAGGAUGUUGUCUUCAAACUUGGUUUCUUUGAGAGACAACAUACAUUCUACAACAAUAAAAUGUUGGUUGGUGAAAUGACCACACAUUAUGCUGGACAGGCAAUAAAACAGAUGUAUGUGUUGGUAUUAGGUCUAGAUGUUCUAGGUAAUCCGUUUGGUCUGUUACGUGGUAUGGCAGAGGGUCUAGAAGAUCUUUUCUAUGAACCUUACCAGGGUGCUAUACAAGGACCUGAGGAAUUUGCUGAAGGUCUUGCUCUAGGAGUGAGAAGCUUGUUUGGACAUGCUGUUGGUGGCGCUGCAGGAGCUGUAUCUAGGAUCACUGGUACCCUAGGUAAAGGUCUGGCAGCUCUAACACUAGAUGACGAGUACCAGAAGAAAAGACGAGAGGCAAUGAACAAAAGACCGGCAAAUGUUGGUGAAGGUUUUGCCCGGGGUGGUAAAGGUCUAGUCAUGGGUGUGUUUGAUGGAGUCACAGGCAUUGUGAGGAAGCCUAUCGAAGGUGCCAAGAAAGAAGGAGUGGAGGGAUUCUUUAAGGGUGUGGGUAAAGGUCUGGUUGGCGUGGUAACCAGACCUACAAGUGGUGUUAUCGACUUUGCUAGUAGCUCUUUUGAAGGAAUUAAGAGGAUAGCAGAAAAUGUUGGUGAAAUUCAUCGUUUACGGCCACCUCGAAGGUUCCACAAAGACAAGGUCAUCCGACCUUACAAUGAAGCAGAGGCUGCGGGAUAUGCAAUACUAUUGGAGACAGAGAAAGGGAAGUUUUACAAGACAGAUGAUUAUGUAGCUCAUGCUGUAGUAACUAAAGAUCAGAAAAAUGUCUUCUUGGUGACAAACAAGAGAGUAAUUUUUGCAAGUCGUGGUGAAAUCUUUGGACAAUGGAAUUGUGAAUUUACGUAUGUUUGGGCAGAGUUGAAAGAGAAGCCUAAAGCAAACAACAAGGGUUUUGAACUUGUCCUGAAGGAGAAAGAGAAGAAGUUUUUAUUCGGAGCGUCAAGUACUAAGAAAGAGAUUCAUAUACAGGAUAAGAAAACUGUGGAAUAUAUAAUUGGAAAGAUAUCAGAAGCUUGGGACAAUGCCAAUUAAAUCAACUUAAUUAAUGAGAGAUUCAGAGUCACACAACUGCUGUUUUAAUUAG
This is a messenger RNA of Ruditapes philippinarum (Manila clam), 2928 nucleotides long. Its product is annotated as intermembrane lipid transfer protein Vps13-like. NCBI's taxonomy places the organism in Eukaryota, Metazoa, Mollusca, Bivalvia, Venerida, Veneridae. The record is from RefSeq and is a predicted model, not a curated record. The coding region runs from base 135 to 2876 and encodes 913 amino acids. Gene Ontology annotation, biological process: protein targeting to vacuole; protein retention in Golgi apparatus. Gene Ontology annotation, cellular component: extrinsic component of membrane. The transcript is spliced from 23 exons.